AUUGCGUUCCGUGCGGGGGGAGUUUCGGACCCGGAUGCUGGUUCCCGGUCCGGUUCGGAGCGAGGAAAAGAAGCGGAGGUAGCGCCCGUCCGUCAGGAGUGGGCACUAUCCUGCGGCAGCGGGGAGGGGAUGAUCGGGCGGGGGGAGUCGUUUUGUACUGGCGGCUCUCCCUUCCCACUUCUACCCCCCCUGAGUCCCGGCGGGGGAUGGUGUGUCCCACAGCGCGCGCCUUGCUCGCGCGGUUCGGCGGCUCGGCGGGGGGAGGGGACGGGAGACCCGGGCCCCGGCGGCUCUGCACAGUGAACGCGGGGGACAGCGGGGAGGGGGUGCCGGGGGGGGCGCCGUGUCGGCGGCCGGGACCAUGUCGGCGGACGAGGAGUUGAAAGUCCCGGAGGAGAUGUUCAAAGAUGUCAAGUUCUUCGUGGUGGGAGACAUCGACCCCAAGGUUAUUCAACUUCUGAAAGCUGGGAAAGCAAAGGAAGUCUCUUACAAUGCACUGGCUUCACAUAUUAUUUCAGAAGAUGGGGACAAUCCAGAAGUUGGAGAAUCUCGUGAAGUUUUUGAUCUCCCUGUGGUAAAGCCUUCCUGGGUGAUCUUGUCUGUUCGCUGUGGAGCUCUUCUGCCUGUAAAUGGCUUUUCACCAGAAUCGUGUCAGAUCUUUUUUGGAGUCACUGCCUGUCUCUCUCAGGUUUUAUCUGAAGACCGAAGUACGCUGUGGGCUUUGAUUACUUUUUAUGGAGGGAAUUGCCAGCUGAGCCUCAAUAAUAAGUGUACUCAUUUGAUUGUGCCUGAGCCAAAGGGGGAAAAAUAUGAAUGUGCUUGUAAACGGGACAGCAUUAAAAUUGUGACACCAGACUGGGUACUAGAUUCUAUAGCUGAUAAGACUAGAAAAGAAGAGACUCCUUAUCAUCCUCGUUUAAUUAUAUACGAGGAGGAAGAAGAGGAGGAGGAGGAAGAGGAGGAAGAAGCAGAAAACGAAGAACAAGAUUCUCAAAAUGAAGCUAGUACUGAUGAAAAAUUAUCAAGCCCUGCAUCUUCUCGAGAAGGAUCACCUUUGGGUGAUCAAGUUUUUUCACCGAAAUCUACUACUGCUGAUAAGGCAAAAGGGGAACUGAUGUUUGAUGAUUCUUCAGAUUCCUCUCCAGAAAAGCAAGAAAGGAAUUUGAAUUGGACACCAGCUGAAGUCCCCCAGGCAUCUACAGCAAAGCGUAGGUUGCCUCAAGGGAAAGACUCUGGGUUAAUUAAUUUAUGUGCCAAUGUCCCACCAGUGCCAGGUAAUAUUUUGCCUCCAGAUAUGAGAGGCAAUCUAAUGGCUUCAGUACAAGGUGCCCAAAGUUCUGAUCGACAGGAAAUGAUGGCUACGUGGAGUCCAGCCGUGCGGACAUUAAGGAAUAUUACUAAUAGUGCUGAUAUUCAGCAGAUUAAUAGACCAUCAAAUGUAGCACAUAUAUUACAAUCACUUUCAGCACCUACAAAAAGUUUAGAACAACAAGUAAAUCAUAGCCAACAGGGACAUCCAAAUGUGGUGCUGUUUAGUCAAGUGAAACUAACACCAGAGACACAUUUAUUACAGCAGUCACAUCAAGCACAGCAGCAACAGCACCAUCCUCUUUUACACCUUCAACCUCAACAACUUAUGCAGCUACAACAGCAGCAGCAGCAACAGCCCCAGAUUUCCCAGCAGUCUUUCCAACAGCAACAGCCUCAUCAGUUUUCGCAACAGCAAGUUCAUCAGCAGCACCAGUUCACACAGCAGCAGCUUCAGUUUCCCCAGCAGCAGUUACAUGCUCAACAGCAGCUACAUCGACCUCAGCAACAGCUCCAGUUCCAACAGCAGCAUGCUUUGCAACAGCAACUUCAUCAGUUGCAGCAGCAGCAGCUACAGCAGCAACAGUUGCAGCAGCUACAGCAACAGAAUCUGCAACAACAGCUGCAACAUCAGCAGCUGCAACAUCAGCAGCAGCAAAUGCAGCAGCAGCACUUGCAGCGAUUACACCAACAGCAUCAGCAACAACAAAUGCAGAAUCAGGCAACACAGCACUUAACUCAGACAUCUCAAACACUACAGCAUCAAGUUGCAGCCCAGCAGCCACAACACCACCAGCAGCAACAGCAACAACUGCAACAGCAGCCACUUUUUGGACACGAUCCAGCAGCGGAGAUUCCAGAAGACUAUUUCCUACUGGGCUGUGUCUUUGCAAUUGCUGAUUACCCAGAACAGAUGUCUGACAAACAGCUGUUAGCAACCUGGAAACGGAUCAUUCAAGCACAUGGUGGGACAGUGGACCCUACCCUAACAAGCAGAUGUACACAUCUUCUUUGUGAAAGCCAAGUCAGUAACAUGUAUGCUCAGGCUUUAAGAGAAAGGAAGAGAUGCAUUACAGCACAUUGGCUCAACUCAAUCUUGAAGAAGAAGAAAAUGGUACCACCUCAUCGAGCCCUUCAUUUUCCAGUGGCAUUUCCACCAGGAGGAAAGCCAUGCUCUCAACAUAUAAUCUCUGUGACAGGAUUUGUUGAUAGUGACAGAGAUGACCUGAAACUGAUGGCCUACCUAGCAGGUGCCAAAUACACAGGCUAUCUCUGUCGCAGCAAUACCGUUCUCAUCUGUAAAGAACCCAGUGGCUUGAAGUAUGAGAAAGCUAAAGAGUGGAGAAUACCAUGUGUAAAUGCGCAAUGGCUCUGUGACAUACUGCUAGGAAAUUUUGAAGCUUUACGGCAGAUACAGCACAGUCGGUAUACGGUAUUCAGUCUUCAGGAUCCGCUUUCUCCUAGUCAACAUCUAGUUCUAAACCUUCUGGAUGCUUGGAGAGUCCCAUUAAAGGUAUCACCAGAACUUCUAAUGGGUGUGAGAUUGCCUUUGAAACCAAAGCAAAAUGAAUCCAGUCUUCAGCCAUCUUCUAAAAGAGCAAGGAUUGAAGACCUACCACCACCUACUAAAAAACUCACCCCAGAACUGACACCAGUGGUGCUCUUCACAGGAUUUGAGCCUAUGCAAGUUCAGCAGUACAUUAAGAAACUGUAUAUCCUUGGAGGUGAAGUAGCAGAAUCUGCCCAGAAAUGUACCCACCUAAUUGCCAGUAAAGUGACGCGAACUGUCAAAUUCCUGACAGCAAUUUCUGUAGUCAAGCACAUCGUAACUCCGGAGUGGUUAGAAGAGUGUUUCAAAUGCCAGAAGUUUGUUGAUGAGCAGAACUUUGUGCUCAGAGAUGCUGAAGCUGAGGUACUUUUCUGCUUCAGUUUAGAGGAGUCUCUGAAGAGAGCACAAGUAGCUCCACUGUUCAAGGGAAAAUAUUUUUACAUUACACCUGGAAUUUGUCCUAGUCUUUCCACCAUGAAAGCUAUUGUGGAAUGCGCUGGAGGAAAAGUAUUAUCUAAACAACCUUCUUUUCGAAAACUCAUGGAGCAUAAGCAGAAUAAAAGUUUGCCAGAGAUAAUCUUGAUUUCCUGUGAAAAUGACCUUCAUUUAUGUCGAGAAUAUUUUGCAAGAGGCAUAGAUGUCCACAAUGCUGAGUUUGUCCUGACUGGAGUACUUACUCAAACACUGGAUUAUGAAUCAUAUCCUUUUUGUGUGAAGGCUGUCUGCUGCUAAGGGAAGUGUGGUUUGCUAGAAGUUUUUCUUAACUAGGAACUGAUAUUUAGGUUUUUUGGGAUGUGUAAUGUUUACUUGAUAGGAGGCUAGUUUAACACGUAGAAACCUAGCUUAAAUUCAGAGUGGAAUUACUUUUUGAUAGGAAAUACUUCGGGGAGGUGGGAGUCAGGGUUGUCAAAAAGUAAUAGUAGUAGAGUAUUAAGCAACAGGAAAAAAGCACUUGUCACUAAGGAUAAUACUUCUCAGGAUUUACUUGCAGGUGAGGAAAAUCCCUUUUUGCUGAAGAAGAUUAUAAACCUUGUUUGAUAAAUGAAGUGAAGGGACCAGUAAGGGUUCUGUGUCUUUAUGCAUGUUUUUUAUAUAAUUUCUAUUUUGCAGUCACUUCUUGAAGUUCUUCUUUCUUAACAAGCAUACAUAUAAAUUUACUUGAUGGAUAGUAAAAUGCCUUACUGCUUCGGAAUCCUUGGAGCAUUAAAUCUAGCUGUUCAGCCAUUGUACAAAGCAACUAAAACUUCCUGUGGAUGCUGUUUUCCAGCUGUUUUCCUAGGGAUGAUGA
Molecule: messenger RNA, 4145 nt
Organism: Falco peregrinus (peregrine falcon)
Lineage: Eukaryota; Metazoa; Chordata; Aves; Falconiformes; Falconidae
Gene: PAXIP1
Product: PAX interacting protein 1
Exons: 20
Coding region: 362-3589 (1075 amino acids)
Biological process (GO): positive regulation of transcription initiation by RNA polymerase II
Cellular component (GO): nucleus
Source: RefSeq, a predicted model, not a curated record